CAGUCCCAAAACAACACGCACACGGCCAUCCCGUCCUUCCAUUUCUUCCGUCACGCUCCGUCCCCGGAAGGAAGGGACGCGGACCAGAGACGCCACCACUACCUCGAGCACACGCAUCUCACUGCGCCCCGCCCAGCCCCGCCGGAGUCACUCGCAUUUCCCGGCCAACCGCCAACGUACCGGUGAAAUGGCGGCCGUCGCUAGAGCGCGCGCGGCGGCCCUUUUGGGGGGCCUGCGGCGGCUGGCGACGUCGGCGGCGGAGGCGGAGAGGGAACGCGGGGCCAUGUGGGAGCUCUCGGCGGCGAGGGAGUACUACGACUACCGCAAGUCCAUCUACGGCGACGUCACCCACCGCGCCCUACUCGUCGACGCUGUCGGCACCCUCCUCGUCCCCGCCCAGCCCACCGCCCAGGUGUACAAGAGCAUUGGGGAGAAGUAUGGAGUGAAAUACUCUGAAGAUGAGAUAUUGAGGAGAUAUCGGUGGGCGUAUGAGCAACCAUGGGACAGAUCACGGCUCAGGUAUGUGGAUGAUGGAAGAGCCUUUUGGCAAUACAUAGUCACAUCUUCUACAGGGUGCUCAAACUUGGAGUACUUUGAGGAACUAUACAAAUACUAUAUGACAGAAAAUGCUUGGAAGCUCUGCGAUCCUGAUGCUGAACAUGUGUUUGAAGCUAUCAGAAAGACUGGUGUUAAAACAGCUGUUGUCUCCAAUUUUGAUACCCGUCUACGGCCACUUCUACAGGUCCUGAAAUGCGAUCACUGGUUUGAUGCAGUUGCCGUGUCUGCUGAGAUUGCAGCAGAGAAGCCAAACCCAACAAUAUUUUUGAAGGCCUGUGAGCUCUUGGGUGUCAAACCUGAAGAAGCUGUGCAUGUUGGAGAUGAUCGUAGAAAUGAUAUAUGGGGGGCUAGAGAUGCGGGCUGUGACGCAUGGCUUUGGGGCAGUGAUGUUCACUCUUUUAAGGAGGUCGCUGAGAGGAUUGGAGUUGAUGUGACAGGUGUGAUCGAAGCUGGUUCUCCUCCCGAGCAAUGAGUAUCCAGGAGUGCUGUCGUGAUGUACAUAGGUAAAUAGCAGUGGCCCAUCCUUCACUAAUGUAGAAGCUUUGACCUGUCCAGAGUUGAGGCAUUUCCCCUGUCUUAGUUGUCAUAGACUCAUGGUGAACUCGGUGUUUCACUAACAAUUCUACUGGUAUAUGAUCGUGUCUUCUCCGAUACUGUUGAUCUGACUGGGCUGAGUGGCCACCUUUUCCCC
This is a messenger RNA of Brachypodium distachyon (stiff brome), 1249 nucleotides long. RefSeq lists its product as uncharacterized. The transcript is spliced from 6 exons. The record is from RefSeq and is a predicted model, not a curated record. The coding region runs from base 188 to 1030 and encodes 280 amino acids. NCBI's taxonomy places the organism in Eukaryota, Viridiplantae, Streptophyta, Magnoliopsida, Poales, Poaceae.